Messenger RNA from Cimex lectularius (bed bug), 4307 nucleotides. It is a transcript of the gene fwd, whose product is annotated as phosphatidylinositol 4-kinase beta. Gene Ontology annotation, biological process: phosphatidylinositol-mediated signaling; phosphatidylinositol phosphate biosynthetic process. NCBI's taxonomy places the organism in Eukaryota, Metazoa, Arthropoda, Insecta, Hemiptera, Cimicidae. Gene Ontology annotation, molecular function: 1-phosphatidylinositol 4-kinase activity. The record is from RefSeq and is a predicted model, not a curated record. Bases 806 to 3460 code for a protein of 884 amino acids. Gene Ontology annotation, cellular component: membrane; cytoplasm. The transcript is spliced from 14 exons.
CAACUAACUACCAAAGGUAGUGGAGUGGUUUGUUUUUUUAAUCGAGUCAUUCUGUGAGCAGUGAGUUGUAUUUGGCGCGCUCCCCACUUCAUGCGCAUCGAGCGCAGCUUUUGGAAAAUCCUCAUUACUAAGGACGGCAUUCCGUUUCUCCUUCACGUUCACAUCAAACUCCCCACCCAGUUUUCACUCGGGGCCGCUUUGAUAUUUUUCUGUUUCCGAAUUCUGAUAGGUCCGAUGCCUACACGAAAGUGAUUCUGUGCUCCCUGUUUUCUACGACAUGUCUAGUGUAUUACCAAACUGUUAUUUCCAUCCGUCACUUUUAUCAAGGCCGGAGGUAAAACGCGGUUGGCCAAAUUAAUUAAGUCGAAAACAUUUUAUAAGCUUUGUUUUUUUUCGGAAGAUAAAAAAAAUAUACACAACACUUUCUAUUCUGGUCGAAAACCGUGAGUAAAAUCUGAACGUCAAAAUAACAAUGUGUUGUGCGAAUCGGGGCUUGAAUAAUUUCAAUUGCUUUUUAAUGAAAACCGUCAGUCCUGUUUAGAAAUAUCUAAAGUGUCUUAAUAUGCUCGAUAUAACCUCAGUGCUGCGGAGAUUACAUCCUCGCUCUUGACUUAUGCUUUUCGACUCGGAUUUCGAAGGAAAAUCGCUUUUCGAGUCCCGUCUCUGAUUGGCGUGAAGUGUGAAAAAGUGCCUGGUCGCCUUCGCCAAUUUCGGAACCGAGUGCGGAGCGGUCUCCUCCAACCCGCCGUUCGCCAACAGGGAAAUCGCUCUCAAGACGGAAAACGCACGAUGUGGUCUUGAUGUUAUGAUGAGCGAAAUACAACGGCCGAAACUGGCAGUCGCUGUACCUCCGGUUCAUGCUAGGCCCAACACACGUCUCAGCAACCACCAGAGGAAUCUCAGCCUCGAUUUCAGGUCUAUGGGUAUAAUUUUACCCGGUGUUAAUGUCAACCAUAUCAAUUAUCACCAAAGAAACAGGAGUCUCGACUCCGCUUUGCAGCAGAUCCCAGAAGUGGAUGUUACCCCGAGCCCAGAAGUCGAAGUCCACCCUGGCUCUGAUGACUCUGGAAUUAUAUGCGGCUCCGAGAGGACUGAAUCCACGUCCACGCAUCAUAGUGAGGAAAGCCUCGACAUCGGCAAUGAGUCAAAAGAGGCAGAUAAAGAUGAGAGCGAAGACCUGAAUGGUUCUGGAGACUGUGAUCGGUCAUGUAGCAACGAGAAAACUGAACUGUCUCUCUCUCCUCCCAGGAACACUGCAAAAGGUUUCCUGCUCAGGCUCUUCGAAUCAAAACUUUUUGACAUGAGCAUGGCCAUUACAUACCUGUUCAAUUCAAAGGAGCCUGGUGUACAAAGUUAUAUAGGAAACAAGGUUUUCAGUUUCCCCGACAAUGAUGUCGAUUUUUAUCUGCCCCAAUUGGUCAACAUGUACAUACAGAUGCCGGACGUUGCUGAAGUACUGCAUCCCUAUUUAGUCCACAGAUGUAGAGAAUCUGUUGAUUUCUCCUUGAAAUGCUCUUGGCUUCUAGAUGCAUACAGUUCAGAUGCAGCUCUUUCGUCUAAGAAGAAAUCUCAUGGCACAAAAUUAAAAAAUUUAAUAUUAUCAGGAGAAUUAAGGCCACGAGAUGCUGAACCAAUGAGGAGAGUAUCAAGACUUAAAGAACCUUCAAACACCACAAUCUCAUCCCCGACGUCUCUGACUGCCCCGGCGUUACUGAAGAAGACACAUCAUAGGUCAAGAUCUGACGCCUCAGCACUUCAGGGGCAAAGGAAAUUAGUCAAUGGAACAAACAGGGUAUGUUUAGGCGACUUGAAUUCAGGGCGUGCUUUUGACAAUGGCUGUGCAUGUUUCGACACCUGUCAAGGAAAAGUUAAUGACCUGAGAGGGAAACGAACCUUUUGUACAUGUGAUGCUCCAAGACUUGCACCAGAAUUAGAAUUGAUUAAAGCUUUAAUUAAUAUUGGUAAAGUCCUUGCAACGAUUAGUACCAAAGAAGCACGAACGACGAGGCUAAUAUCAGAAUUGACCACAUUAAACCUGAAUCUCCCGGCCAGAGUUUGGCUUCCUUUAAACAGCCAUGAACCGCAUCAUAUUGUAAGGAUACCACCUCAUGCAGCAGCUGUCCUUAAUUCCAAAGAUAAGGCACCUUAUAUACUCUAUGUUGAAGUGGUAGAGGUGGAAGAUUUAGCGACGACGCCAGUAGUUUCCAAGAGCAUGAACACGCUAAGGCAUACAAAAUCUGAGGAAAAUCUCGCUGCUGCACAUUCCGGUUAUUGUCAUUUAGAGUUGGACGAGGGGGAAUGGUGGUCUCAAGAAGACGACGAUAUAUCCCAGCAGAUUAAAGAAAUCCAAACUGGUCAAUUUUUUGAAGUUGUUUCAUUUAUCUGGAUUUUACCAAUGAGUUUUGCUUACUGCAUAGUACACGAGUAUUUACAACUGAGAAAACCAGCCGAUAGAGACACAAUAUCACAGCUGUCUCAAGAAUCGACAGAUUCUCGGGAGCCUUCCCUCUUUGCUGCUGGUGAUAUUAGACGGAGGCUCUCAGAAUCUUUACAUGAUCCGAGACCUUUCACUCAUGAUCCAGAGGACCCCUCAGCUGCAGCACUUAAGGAACCUUGGGAAGAAAAAGAAAGGCGGAUACGCGAAUGUUCACCUUAUGGAUAUAUGAGUUCAUGGAAACUAUUGUCUGUGAUAGUCAAAUGUGGAGAUGAUUUAAGGCAAGAACUGUUGGCUUCUCAAGUGCUGACAAUGCUCCAGAACAUUUGGACUGCCGAGAGGGUACCUCUGUGGCUACAUCCUUACAGAAUCCUCUGCCUUUCUGAUGACUCAGGUCUCAUAGAACCAAUUUUGAAUACGGUUUCCCUUCAUCAAAUAAAGAAACACUGCCAGCUUUCUUUACAGCAGUACUUUAUCAAAGAGUUCGGAUCCCAGAAUUCCGAAGCGUUUCUCACUGCUCAAAGAAAUUUUGUGAGAUCUUGUGCGGCUUAUUGUCUUGUUUCAUAUCUUGUCCAAGUAAAAGACAGACACAAUGGAAACAUUUUACUAAGUGGAGAGGGACACCUGAUUCAUAUAGAUUUUGGAUUUAUUCUAUCAACAUCGCCUAGGAAUCUCGGUUUUGAAACAUCCCCUUUUAAACUGACGUCAGAAUUUGUUGACGUGAUGGGAGGCCCAGGGUCAGAUAUGUUUGAAUACUUCAAAAUCCUCAUGCUCCAAGGUCUUGUCGCAGCACGAAAACACAUGGAUAAAAUCUUAAGCCUCGUCGAGAUAAUGAGGCUCGGUUCCCAGUUGCCUUGUUUCAAAUCCGGGGCAGCAACGGUACAGGGGCUUAAAAACAGAUUUCAUUUGAACAUGACCGAAGAACAAUUACAGCUUCUUGUAGAUAACAUGGUUGAGUCAAGCAUUCACUCCUUAAGUACUAAAUUGUAUGAUGGAUUUCAAUACAUAACAAAUGGGAUACUAUAAACGGGUAUUUGCAUCAUAAAAAACAUUCUUAAUUGAAAUUAGUUAAAAAUAAAACAGGAAAUAAAAGACAUGCUGAUAAAUCAAAAAAUCAUUUCUAUUGUAUUAUGACAGUUGAAAUUACAAUUGAUCCAAGUUGAAACUUUUUUUUAUAAGAAAAGUGAGGAAAUGAAUUUUUGAUUUUGAUGAAUCUAUAUUACCACCAAAUGUUUGGUAUUUUUGAAAAGGCAUUCUUUUCUCCUAUAAAUCAAAUUGAAUAUAUCAUUCAUUGGCUGGGGGUGCCCCCCUACCAAGAGAGUAACUGCUUGGCAAUGCAGUGAAGCCUCCCUCCAUAAUGCAAAAUGGUGCGCGCUCUUAAAAGUGCCUUCUUAUGAAAUUUAAAUAUAAAAAAAAAUAUGGAAAGCCAAUUAAUCUUAACCAAAAUUAUAACUAGAAGCUUGCUCCAUUGUCCAGAAAAACAUAAUCCGAUUGGCUAUAAAUAAAGGAAUUAUCAUUUUCUAAGAUGCGAAUGAUUUUAAACGAUGUUAAUUGUUAUGAAAUUAUUUUCAUCUUUUAGGACACAUUUGUUUCUAGUUAUUUUACAGUUGAACAAAAUAGUUUUACAUCAGUUCCUAAAACAUCUUCAAAAAGCAUUCCUUUGAUUGCAAGACCUAAUUUUUGUAUAAAUAACACCGUGUACAUUUAAAUUAAAAAAAUUAACUAUCUUGCCAUUGUUUAACACAUUGUUUACAAUAACUUUUUAAGACUUAUUUUCUUUCUAUGCACUGUUGCCCUGUGAGAGCUGUGUUAUUUGUUAUUAAUAUUUUUCUUUUUCGAUUAUUGUGAUUUAUGAAAGCCUAAUUAUUGAUAA